Messenger RNA from Humulus lupulus (European hop), 5004 nucleotides. Its product is annotated as putative phospholipid-transporting ATPase 9. The coding region runs from base 1080 to 4682 and encodes 1200 amino acids. Lineage: Eukaryota; Viridiplantae; Streptophyta; Magnoliopsida; Rosales; Cannabaceae. Gene Ontology annotation, cellular component: plasma membrane. Gene Ontology annotation, molecular function: ATPase-coupled intramembrane lipid carrier activity; ATP hydrolysis activity; ATP binding. The record is from RefSeq and is a predicted model, not a curated record. Gene Ontology annotation, biological process: phospholipid translocation. The transcript is spliced from 10 exons.
ACAAAGGGAAGAAAUAAAGACGAAGACUUUCUCAGAGAAAGAGAAGAACUGUCGCCAUUGAUGAGUAUCGAAGCUUUUUCCCGCGAAAGUUAAACUUACCCAUUUCAUUUCCGAAUCGCAUAUUUAGAGUCCUUUCAACGCUUUCUUUUCUAUAUCUAAAUAGCUCUACGUUUCUUCACUCUCAAUCGUUGAAAAGUUUUGAAAUUCUCCCACAUUUUUCUUUUCGUGAUUGGCUUCCUAGAAAAAAAAGGAGCUGGUUAAUUCGGAAGUUGCUUCGAACCCAAAUAAACGGCAAAUGCGCGUGACUCGUACAUUUCACUAGUCAAAACUCUGAGAUCCCAUCUUGUUCCUUCGUUCAAAGUUUUCGUAUAUUCACUUCUAUUAUAUUAAAAACAAAACAACGAAGUAUGGAACCAUUCUAUAGGUAUUUUAUUCGUCUCUUAAGUCUUCUAGAACCUGUUUCGAUUGUAUUUAUGGGUUCGAGGUUGAACAAGAGAUAUUAGAUUUUCUGGGUUACUUUGCUUUUGGGCGGAGAUUACACUUUUUCACAGUUAUGGUUUCUUAUAUUAAAAUAAGGGUAGGUGGGUCGUAGGUAUAUAUCUUAAACGCUUACAUUGUCUGAACUAGUUUGACUCUCUUGUUCAUUUUCUUCAGGCUUUGAUCUCUCUCUCUCCCCCAAAACUUUCUCUUUUCCAUAUAUAUACAAAAAAAGAAAAAGAAAUACAUACACAUAUAUUAUUAUUAUCCCCCCAGAUUUCUUUCAUCCUAAAUUCUUUUUAGCUUAUUUUAGUUGGUUUGGAGCUUUUGGGUGUGCUCAUAAAAUUUCCUUUUUGGUGUUUGUGUUCAAAGGCUUGAAUUGUUGUGAAGUUCUAGUGGUGUAUUGGAAGAAAUAGUAAUCAGUAGAGCUUUCUACUUUAUACUAAUCAUAACUUGUUCUAGUGCUUUUUACCCUAUAUCUUUUUGGGUUGCUAAUUCUUGAAGAGAGGUACAUUAGUUGGUGAGAAUAGGCACCUGGAAGGAUAUAAAUAAAGUUUGGGCAAGUGGGUUUGUCUUAGUUUUUUGGUAUUGGGGGAGACAAAAUGAGGGGUGGCAGACGGAGGAAGCUGCAUUUCAGCAAGAUCUACUCAUUUACAUGCGGGAAAGCAUCUUUCAAAGAAGACCAUUCACAGAUUGGGGGACCAGGCUUUUCCAGGGUGGUUUACUGCAACGAUCCAGAUUGCUUCGAGGCCGGAAUUCGUCAUUAUAGUGACAAUUAUGUUAGAACCACAAAGUAUACACUUGCCACUUUCUUACCCAAAUCAUUGUUUGAGCAAUUCAGGAGAGUGGCGAAUUUUUACUUUUUGGUCACUGGGAUUUUGGCUUUUACUCCACUGGCUCCUUACACGGCUGUCAGUGCUAUUGCCCCUUUGAUGGUCAUCGUUGGGGCGACUAUGAUUAAGGAAGGUGUCGAGGACUGGCAAAGAAACAAGCAGGAUAAUGAGGUGAACAAUAGAAAUGUCAAAGUGAGAAAACAAGAUGGUACAUUUGAUUAUACUGAAUGGAAAAAUCUGAAAGUGGGAGAUGUAGUGAAGGUGGAAAAAAAUGAGUUCUUUCCGGCAGACCUCCUCUUGCUCUCAUCCAGCUAUGAAGAUUCAAUUUGUUAUGUUGAGACCAUGAACCUUGAUGGAGAGACGAAUUUAAAAUUAAAGCAAGCUUUAGAGGUAACUUCAUUCUUACAUGAUGAUUCUAACUUCCAGGAUUUUAAAGCUGUUGUUAAAUGUGAAGAUCCAAAUGCAAAUUUGUACUCAUUUGUUGGAACUUUGGACUUUAAAGAGGAGCCCCAUGCACUUUCUCCUCAACAACUUCUUCUCAGAGACUCUAAACUCCGAAAUACAGACUACAUAUAUGGGGUUGUUGUUUUCACUGGUCAUGACACAAAGGUUAUUCAAAAUUCUACUGACCCCCCUUCAAAGAGAAGCAAAGUUGAACGGAAAAUGGACCAAAUUAUCUACUUUUUGUUCGCUCUUUUAUUUUUUAUGGCUACUGUUGGAUCUAUUAUCUUUGGUAUUAUUACUAAAGAUGACUUAGAGGGUGGAACGAUAAAAAGAUGGUAUCUAAAGCCAGAGAAUUCUACAAUUUUCUUUGAUCCUAAGAGAGCACCUUCUGCAGCAAUUUAUCACUUUCUGUCAGCCCUGAUGUUAUAUGGGACAUUCAUCCCGAUAUCUUUGUAUGUCUCAAUCGAAAUUGUCAAAGUUCUUCAGACCAUCUUUAUUAACCAAGAUAUUCACAUGUACUAUGAAGAAGCUGACAAACCAGCUCAUGCGCGUACAUCAAAUUUGAAUGAAGAACUUGGUCAAGUUGACACCAUACUUUCUGAUAAGACUGGUACCUUAACAUGCAAUUCAAUGGAGUUCAUCAAGUGUACUGUGGCUGGAACAGCUUACGGCCGUGGUUUCUCAGAGGUUGAGAAGGCUAUGGAUAAAAGAAUUGGUUCACCUUUGAUUGAAGAAAAUAUUAAGGUUUGGAAACAUUCAGAGGAUUCUGCUGACAAAAAGGUGCCUGUCAAAGGCUUCAAUUUUAAGGACGAAAGGAUCAUGAAUGGGAGCUGGGUAAACGAGCCACAUGCAGAUGUUAUUCAGACUUUUCUUCGUGUAUUGGCAAUUUGCCAUACAGCAGUACCGGAGGUGGAUGAAGAUACUGAGAAGAUUACAUAUGAGGCUGAAUCACCUGAUGAAGCAGCAUUCGUAAUUGCAGCAAGAGAACUGGGUUUUGAAUUUUACAAAAGAACACAGACUAGCAUAUCAAUAUAUGAGUUAGAUCAAGACUCUGGCCAGAAGGUUGAAAGGGUAUAUGAACUUCUGAAUGUUUUAGAGUUCAACAGUGCAAGGAAACGGAUGUCUGUGAUAGUAAGAAAUGAGGAAGGAAAGAUAAUACUAUUUUGUAAAGGUGCUGACAGUGUGAUGUUUGAAAGGCUAGCCAGUAAUGGUAGGAAGUAUGAAGAAUUAACCAUGGAGCAUGUUAACGAGUAUGCUGAGGAAGGGCUUCGGACUCUGAUACUAGCCUAUCGUGAACUUGAUGAACAAGAGUAUAGACAAUUAGAAGAGAAAUUUUUAAUGGCCAAAAGUUCAGUUAGCGCAGAUCGGGAAGCAUUGAUUGAUGAAGUAGCUGAGAAUUUUGAGAGGGAUUUAAUUCUUCUUGGGGCGACUGCUGUUGAAGACAAACUUCAAAAUGGGGUUCCUGAUUGCAUUGACAAACUUGCUCAAGCUGGAAUAAAGAUUUGGGUUUUAACCGGGGACAAGAUGGAGACUGCCAUUAAUAUUGGUUUCGCUUGUAGUUUGCUUCGACAAGAAAUGAAACAGAUUAUAAUUAAUUUGGAUACUCCAGACAUUCUAGCACUGGAAAAGGCAGGAGAAAAGACUGCAACUGCAAAGGCGUCAAAGGAAAGUGUUCUUCGCCAGAUAAAAGAUGGGAAAGCACAAAUAACUGCAGCAAGCAUUGGACUUGGUUCUGUGGCAUUUGCUUUAAUCAUUGAUGGGAAAUCACUUGCUUAUGCUUUGGAGGAUGAUAUGAAGAAACUGUUUCUAGAGCUUGCCACUGCUUGUGCAUCUGUUAUCUGUUGUCGUUCAUCACCAAAACAGAAAGCACUGGUUACAAGACUUGUGAAAUCUGGAACUGGAAAAACAACACUAGCCAUUGGUGAUGGUGCUAAUGAUGUGGGAAUGCUUCAAGAAGCAGAUAUUGGGAUUGGAAUCAGUGGAGUUGAGGGAAUGCAGGCAGUCAUGUCAAGUGAUAUUUCAAUUGCACAGUUCAGAUAUUUGGAGCGUUUGCUUCUUGUGCAUGGACAUUGGUGUUAUAGACGGAUUUCAUCUAUGAUAUGCUAUUUCUUCUACAAGAAUAUUACAUUUGGUUUCACUCUCUUCUUAUAUGAGGCACACGCAUCAUUUUCUGGGCAACCUGCAUACAAUGAUUGGUUUUUGUCACUUUAUAAUGUUUUCUUCUCAUCACUUCCCGUUGUUGCUUUGGGAGUCUUUGACCAAGAUGUAUCUGCACUGAUUUGUCUCAAGUUUCCUCUAUUAUACCAAGAAGGGGUGCAGAAUGUCCUCUUCAGCUGGCGCCGAAUACUGACCUGGAUGUUGAAUGGUUUAGUAAGCGCUGUGAUCAUUUUCUACUUCUGUACCAAAUCAUUGGAGCUGCAAGCAUUUAACGAGGAAGGAAUGACUGCUGGGAGAGAUAUCUUAGGGGCAACACUUUAUACAUGCAUUGUCUGGGUAGUGAAUUUGCAGAUGGCAGUGGCUAUAUCUUACUUCACUCUGAUACAACAUAUUUUCAUAUGGGGUUCUAUAGCUUUCUGGUACAUUUUCCUCCUAAUAUAUGGAGCCAUGUCUCCCAACUUCGCCACCACUGCAUACAAAAUCUUUGUCGAAACUCUUGCCCCAACUCCUUCCUACUGGCUUGUCACACUCUUUGUGGUGAUCUCAGCUCUAAUUCCAUACUUCACAUACUCUGCAAUACAGAUGCGCUUCUUCCCCAUGUAUCAUGGAUUGAUACAAUGGACAAGGCAUGGGCAAUCAAAUGAUCCUGAGUACUACCAUAUGGUUCAACAGAGAUCGUUAAGACCCACCUCAGUUGGUUUCACGGCCCGGUUGGAGGCAAAGAGUAACAGCAGUAAAAGCAAUAAAAGCAUAACUAAAAACCUCGCAUGAAACUUAUGGUUGGGUGUGAAGGACAAUAGCUUAUAGGUCAGGGAAUCCCUUUAGAAUUUUACUUCCCUCAUCUUAUAGUUGCUAGAUGAUUAUGAUUAUGUACAGUACUGUAGCAUAUGUUAGAUGGUUAGGAAACUAGGAAUAUCUUGUAAAGUUAAUUCUUUUUGCCUUUUUGGGCUGCAAAUUUGUGUUACUAUUGGCCAUGCAUUUUUGUAUCACUGCCGAAAUGUAUGUAAUAUAGAAAUGAGAAAUUCACAGUUAGAAUAUCAUAAGUGUUGCAUUUCUUUGACAAUAAAAAGAAACGUUUUUCCAUUGGUGUUCA